UUGUUAUUUUUACUUAAAGUAUUUGUGCUAUAGUAAUUUAAAUUAAAGUAAAAUAAUUAUUAAAAUUAAAAAAUCUUUUAACUCUAAAAAAUUGCGUCGAAUUCUGGGAUUACAAUUGAAAGUUUUGGAUAUUAUUCAAGUAAAAUAAAAGGUAUCUUGGAAAUUCUCAAUACAACCUCUUAUAUUUUUCAUAAUUGAUAUUGGAAAUUCCAAACAUAACCUGGAUGUCAAAUAAAAACUUGGAGUGAAUUUUUCUUUUUUCAAAAAAUCAUAAAAAUUUUUCAAUAACUGAAAAAGAAAACUUAUUUAUUCCCGACAAAAUAGUUUACUGAUCUUACCACAGCAAAAAUGUUGAAAACGAUAAUGCAAUUUUCUGAAAAACAUAAAAUUAUUAGAGGAAUGAUUAGUUACGCUCUUCUAUGGCCAUGCGGUAGUUUAAUUGAACAAACUUUUGUAGAAAAAAAAAAUUUUAGUAAUUAUGAUUGGUCAAAAUGUAUCAAAUUCAGUUUAUUUGGUGGUUUCUUUAUGGGACCAACAAUUUAUAUAUGGAUAAGAUUAGCUGGAAUUAUGUGGCCACGUACUGAUAUUAAAUCAUCAAUUUCUAAAGCAUUAACAGAACAAUUAUCAUAUGAUCCAUUUAUGAUAGCAUCUUUCUUAUAUGGUAUGAGUAGAAUGGAAGGAAAGGAUCAUAAAAGAGCUGCUGAAGAAAUAAGAAAUAAAUUCUUUGAUACAUACAAAAUUGGAGUCAUCUAUUGGCCAAUUGUACAAACAUUUAAUUUUACAUUUAUACCACCAAAAAAUCAAGUUGUAUUUACAUCAACAUUUAGUAUGUUUUGGACAUCUUUUCUAGCUUACAUUAAAUCAGUUAAUAUUCAUCAUCCAGUUGAUUUAGAAGUACAUUUGAUUGAUGAUAUUGUUCAUUUCUUGGAAUUAGUUUAAAAUUUUAAAAUUAUUUGUUUUGUUCUUCAAAUUUAUAUUCAAUUUUAUUAAAUUUGUGAAUUAAAUUAGAUUUUAUGUAAUUU
Molecule: messenger RNA, 1022 nt
Organism: Condylostylus longicornis
Lineage: Eukaryota; Metazoa; Arthropoda; Insecta; Diptera; Dolichopodidae
Exons: 7
Coding region: 349-939 (196 amino acids)
Cellular component (GO): membrane; cytoplasm
Source: RefSeq, a predicted model, not a curated record